GAUCCCUCGGCAAGCAAUCGCACAGACGACAGGCAAUCAAACGUCUCCAUUCGUCGGUGAGUGUCUGCCAGAGUGGAGAAGAACGUUCCGAAAAUUCGUAUUUGUUGUUUAAUUGAUAAAUAAAACAAUGAACCAGACCAUAGGGAGUCGCCAGGCUCUCCAGGAGCAUGUCCUGGCAGUCUCCCGGGAUUUUAUCUCACAGCCGAGGCUCACUUACAAGACAGUAUCUGGUGUCAACGGACCCCUGGUAAUCCUCGACGAAGUUAAAUUCCCAAAAUACGCCGAAAUUGUCCAGUUGAAGCUCGCCGAUGGCUCCAUCCGUUCGGGUCAGGUACUCGAGGUGUCUGGCUCAAAAGCUGUUGUCCAGGUAUUCGAGGGUACCUCUGGGAUCGACGCAAAGAAUACUCUUUGCGAGUUCACAGGCGAUAUCCUGAGAACUCCGGUAUCCGAGGACAUGCUCGGUCGUGUGUUCAACGGAUCAGGGAAGCCCAUUGACAAGGGUCCCCCCAUUCUCGCUGAAGACUUCCUGGACAUCGAUGGCCAGCCUAUUAACCCCUGGUCCCGUAUUUACCCAGAGGAGAUGAUCCAAACUGGUAUUUCUGCAAUUGACGUCAUGAACACGAUCGCCAGGGGACAGAAAAUCCCCAUUUUCUCGGCUGCUGGUCUUCCUCACAACGAAAUUGCAGCCCAAAUUUGUCGUCAAGCAGGUCUCGUAAAAGUCCCUGGCAAAUCCGUCCUGGACUCCCACGAGGACAAUUUUGCCAUUGUCUUUGCAGCUAUGGGUGUGAACAUGGAGACAGCCCGUUUCUUCAAGCAGGACUUCGAGGAGAAUGGCUCGAUGGAGAACGUCUGUCUCUUCCUGAAUCUCGCCAACGAUCCCACCAUCGAGCGCAUCAUUACGCCGCGUCUAGCCCUGACAGCAGCUGAGUUCCUGGCCUACCAAUGCGAGAAGCACGUCCUCGUCAUUCUAACGGAUAUGUCCUCGUAUGCUGAGGCUCUUCGUGAGGUAUCAGCUGCCCGUGAGGAGGUGCCGGGACGUCGUGGUUUCCCAGGUUACAUGUACACCGAUUUGGCCACUAUCUAUGAGCGAGCUGGACGUGUUGAGGGCCGCAAUGGCUCCAUCACUCAAAUACCCAUUCUCACUAUGCCCAAUGAUGACAUCACUCAUCCCAUUCCUGAUCUUACUGGAUACAUCACUGAGGGACAGAUUUAUGUUGAUCGUCAGCUCCAUAACAGACAGAUUUAUCCACCUGUCAAUGUAUUACCUUCGCUGUCACGUCUCAUGAAGUCAGCUAUUGGGGAGGGCAUGACGAGGAAGGAUCACUCUGAUGUUUCUAAUCAGUUGUACGCUUGCUACGCCAUUGGCAAGGACGUCCAAGCAAUGAAGGCUGUGGUAGGUGAGGAGGCCCUCACACCGGACGAUCUCCUUUACCUGGAGUUCCUUUCGAAAUUCGAAAAGAACUUCAUUUCUCAAGGCAGCUAUGAGAAUCGCACUGUCUUCGAGUCACUUGAUAUUGGCUGGCAGUUGCUUCGUAUCUUCCCCAAGGAGAUGCUCAAACGUAUUCCCGCUAGCACCCUGGCUGAAUUCUACCCCAGGGAUUCGCGUCAUUAAGUCAGGGAGGAACAAUAAUUUUAUUGAAAAUUUAAUAUCUUUUUUCCAAGUGUUACGUUUGAAUGAGCUAUUACGAUGGCAUACCCGCAUGAUCCUCGAUUGGUCUUGUGCUCUCAAUCAUCUCUGACAAUUGACAUUGAUAGUGAUAUUUAUAUCGGCAUAGAGCAGACCAGUUGGUUGUAUCGAUAAAUUUCAAGUGAAUUAAAUGUAAUAAAUUACUUAUAAAUAUGAGAGUCAUCCUGAUUACCGUCGGACGUUGGGUCGUGCAAAGUUUAAAGAUAAAAGUGCAUAAAGAGUUCGUCAUUUCACUGACUAGAGACAAUAUUCAGAAUAUUUACCAAAAUUCGAGGAAAAACAAAUACUUUUUGUUUUUCAUUCGUUGGAUCAUCAGGAAUUUUAUUGAAAUCAUGUAAAUUGUAAUAUAUUGUUAAGUAUUAUCAUAAGAAAAAUAAAUCAGCCCUCGGGGGUGUGCACACAUUCCAAAAGUUGAGGAUUUCCUCCCGUAAAAAAAAUAAAUCUAUCUGAAGGGCGGCAUUAUCCUGCUUUUUACUGCACAGUGAAAAUAAGGGUUGUCUUUAUGGUAAUGCUUUCACAUAAGUGAAUAAAACAAAAAAAAAACCUCUAAACAACACUGAAAGUUUAUUUAGGGUUUUACGUUUUCUCGUGACGUUUGACUAUCAUUUCAACGAUUGAUCGGAUUUUUUUUUCUGUAAUGUUUAGAACAGUGUAUGUAUUAUAACUGUAAAGAAAUUAUUCGUUGAAUGUAA
Diachasmimorpha longicaudata is the source of this 2379-nucleotide messenger RNA. RefSeq names its product V-type proton ATPase subunit B (gene Vha55). Gene Ontology annotation, molecular function: ATP binding; proton-transporting ATPase activity, rotational mechanism. Gene Ontology annotation, cellular component: proton-transporting V-type ATPase, V1 domain. Gene Ontology annotation, biological process: ATP metabolic process; vacuolar acidification; proton transmembrane transport. NCBI's taxonomy places the organism in Eukaryota, Metazoa, Arthropoda, Insecta, Hymenoptera, Braconidae. The record is from RefSeq and is a predicted model, not a curated record. Bases 128 to 1612 code for a protein of 494 amino acids. The transcript is spliced from 4 exons.